GCCGGCGCGGGCUUUGCCCUCAAGCGGGCGCGGGCGCCCCGGAGGGGACGGGCGGGAUGGCGGAGGAUGGUUCGUCUGAGAGCAGCGAGGGGGAGAGCCUGCCCUGCCUGGCCUCCUUGCUGGGGCUSUCCCCGCGCCUCGGGGAGCCCAGCCGCCCGCGGUCGCCAUCUCCCGAUGCUCAAAGGGAAGAGGCUGUCGAGACGUUCAGCAGCAAGAGCGAGGAGAUGGACGAGRAGGUGAUCGACGUCGUCCCUUUGCACGAAAGGUUAAAAAUGAGGGUGGGAGCGGAGGCUGAGCCUUUCAGCUUGGGCGGUGGUGAUACAGCAGAGGUAUCUGGGCUUUGUGCUGGUAGCAGCCUGAUGGCUCCUGACAGMGAAGGACUGCGGGAAGACCUGGCUUCGUCUGGAGAAGCGGCUUUUGACACUGACAACGGUACACGCAGUGCUGAGACAUCGUCCUUGUGCUCGCUGUCAGUCGACUCGGACGGGCCUAGUAGCUCCCCGGUACGUAGAGAAAGGCCAGAAGCAUCCCUCCCUCUCAAGAAGCGGCAGUACAGUCAGAACGAAAGGGAGGCAGUCUGCCARAAUGCGUGUCAAAGAAGGAAAGUGCAAGAAGMAGAAAAGAGGGAGCGGGAGGAAGAGAAAGARAGGAAGAGAGCCGUUGCCAAGAUGCUGAAAGCUCAGCGGCCAGGAGAGUGCCAGAAAUACAUAACAGUGGUGCUAGAUCCAGUCAUCUUGCAGGUAGAAGGUGGUGAGCAGAUCCUUAGUGCUUUGCAGGCUGCAAAUUAUUCCUGUGUGUUUGAGAAUCACGCUGUUCCCUGCAGCAUCACCUGGAGGAGAAAGACGGUGUCAUCACAGAUGGGAGGAGGAGAUGAAUGGACAGAAGAACCAAAUGUCCUGGUUCUGCUUGGCUUGAAGGAGUUUUUGUCUAUGGCUCACAGCUACAAACAAAAUGCUGAUGGCUGUGCAGAAAGACAGGAGACCCUGCAGAACUAUGUAACUGGUGUGAUGGAGCAAAUGCCUGGGAAAAUUCUGGCUAUGGCAGUAGUUGGAGUAGAAAAUUAUUUCAGGUCCCUCCAAGUUCAGACAAAACAAAGGCUGCGAAGGUCAUCAGUGAGUGGGAGCCAAAAUAAACGGGGGAAAAGGAGAAAAAAGGAGGUUGAUGAUUCUGGCCUGGACUUAACCAGAACGGAUGUGGAAGAAGCCCUGGUGGAUCUGCAGCUGAGCACACAAGUCCAAAUCAGCAUUUUUGAGAGCAAUGAGGAGCUCGGGGAAUAUGCCACUAUGUUCACAAAAGCUGUGGCUGAGGCACCAUACAAGCGAGAGCGAGAGAACACAGGGUUCUCUUUCUACUUGGAGAAGGGCUGUUGCGGAGGGGUGAAGGUGGAUCCUUCCGGAAAGGGUCUCUUGAAAGUUUGGAAGAGGCAGAUACAGCAAUUUAACCGUGUCAGCUCUGAGAUGGCUGAGGCUAUYGUGUCUGCCUACCCUUCUCCUCAGCUCCUGAUCCAGGCCUACGAGAGAUGCUCCUCGGACCAGGAGCGGGAGAACAUGCUGGCCAACAUCCCCGUGCASCGUGGGGAGGGUGUGACAGCCACCUCCCGGCGCAUCGGGCCGGAGCUGUCCCGACGCAUCUACCUGCAGAUGACWUCCCACGAUCCUGACCUCUGUCUGGAUAUCACUGGGUAGCUCCAGGGAAUGAGGGUUUUACUGUUUGACUGGUUGAAGCGUUCCCUUUUGGAUUUCACCGGAUAGCUUCAGGGGAUAAGGAUUUUACUGUUUGUCCGGUUGAAGUGUUCCCUUUUGGAUUUCUCUGGGUAGCUCCAGGAAAUAAGGGUUUUACUCUUUGUCUGGUUGAAAUGUUCACUUUUGGAUUUCACUGGGUAGCUCCAGGGAAUAAGAGUUUUACCGUUUGUCUGGUCAAGUGUUCCGUUUUCUUCUGUGAAGAAGUGCUUAGRUAACACUCAUUCAUCCUUGUUUAAAGACUUGAAGCACAUUUAGACCUUGUAGCAGGAAAAAAGUUGGAUAAAGUUGCUGAAUGAAUUGAGUUUACACAAAAAAGAUGGUGAARCGUCUUCCAUAAGCACACAAGUUGCACGCAGUUUAUAGUACUGGCGCUGUUUUAUUUGUCUUUCUAUAAAAUAAAUAAUUUUGAA
Molecule: messenger RNA, 2152 nt
Organism: Malurus melanocephalus (red-backed fairy wren)
Lineage: Eukaryota; Metazoa; Chordata; Aves; Passeriformes; Maluridae
Gene: EME1
Product: essential meiotic structure-specific endonuclease 1
Exons: 8
Coding region: 57-1685 (542 amino acids)
Biological process (GO): resolution of meiotic recombination intermediates; replication fork processing; mitotic intra-S DNA damage checkpoint signaling
Cellular component (GO): Holliday junction resolvase complex; nucleus
Molecular function (GO): nuclease activity; DNA binding
Source: RefSeq, a predicted model, not a curated record